ACAAACAAACAUAGAAAACCGAAAGUAAUGCUGCUACUUUAACUUUCACUUCAACGCAGUAGCGACAGGUGAUUUAGAAUUGCAGUCGUUCUUAACUCAGCUACAAUGGCUUUCUUAAAAUACAUGAAAGGUGCCAUAGUUGGAAGUGAACAACCAAAAUAUGAAGUAAUUUCAAAAACAGAUGACUAUGAACUUCGUUCUUAUCCGGAAUGUCAGUGGGUAACUUUAUCUAUUCAUGAUAAAACUCCUGAUGAUUUUUCUCGUGAAGAUUUUCGCCGCUUGUUUGAUUACAUCAGUGGGAAAAAUGAAGCAAGUUUAUCUAUUGAUAUGACUGUUCCUGUAGUCUAUCAUGUAAGUCCUGUUGAAGAAAAAGCAAAAGAUUAUUCUGUCUCAUUUUUCUUGCCAUCUAAAUUAGAAAGUCCUCCUAAUCCUUUAGAUAAUGAUCUUGCUUUAUCCGAAACUGGUGCCAGGGAGAUGUAUGUUAGAACUUUUGGUGGCAUGGCUAAAGAUGCAGAUUGGAAAAAAGAGUUUGAAACCUUAAAAUCAAAAAUCGAGAACCCAGAUGAUGUGGAUUUGUCGGAAUAUCAUCGAGCAGGCUAUGAUCCUCCCUUUAAACCUUUCAAUCGAAGAAACGAGGUUUGGAUUGUGAAAAAAACUUCCAGCGUUGUGGAUCCUCAAACUCCAACUGACUAGAUUCCCAUUUUAAGGCACCUUUUUAAAGCUUGAGGGAUAGAGUUUUCAAGUUUGAUUCAUGCAAAUACGAUGUCUAACAGUAGAUGUUUAACAUUGUUGCAUGUGCAUUAUUUGCUGCACAUAUUCCAGUCAACGUCUGUUUCAUUCAUAUUAUCAUAUACAAUUAUGCAUAUAAGUGUAUACUUUUAACUAUGCCAAAUAUUUUUCUUUUUGUAUUUUUUGAUAAGUGUUUUCUAUGGCUGCUUCUUUUAAUAUUUUUAAUAUUAUUACAUGCUGUAUGCAUAUAAAAUGUGAUGACUCUUGAUAUCGAAUAUAUCAUAUCUUUUUUUUUUAACGAUGUAUCAGUUUCAUUGGCUAAGACAUGAUUAUGAUUGUUAUAUUUUCAUGACUAAUCAUUUACAAACAGUAUCUUCGCUAAUAUACUUAAAUAUUUACUGUGAGAUUUUAAUAUUUCUAUGUGGAUAUAUUGACAGUCAGUCUUCUGAAAACUUGUAUUGGCUGCUUUUUGAUCAAACAGUGAUGUUAACUCAUAGAUUGUUGUGAUAAAUGUUGGUAGUGUUUGUGAAUUAAAGCCUUUAUACAUGUAGUUUUUCUUGUUAAUUGAAAUUAACAGUUGUUAACUCGUAGGAAAUGUAAGCAAGUAUUUUUAAUGUUUCCUGUUAUAUUCAUCUAGAAUAUUUAUCUGCAUUUUUACCAUGGGUACUUCAUUAGAUUUGAAGUUCUCAACAUUAAAUUAGUUUGUUAAAAACAAAAAAGAGAUUGAAUUUAAGGAAAGGUUACAUUUUAUUUUAAAGGUUAAAUAAAUAAAAUUUAAAAAAAAAAGAUUGGUUAAAACGGAUAAAAAAGU
Messenger RNA from Parasteatoda tepidariorum (common house spider), 1540 nucleotides. NCBI's taxonomy places the organism in Eukaryota, Metazoa, Arthropoda, Arachnida, Araneae, Theridiidae. The record is from RefSeq and is a predicted model, not a curated record.